Molecule: messenger RNA, 831 nt
Organism: Pyricularia pennisetigena
Lineage: Eukaryota; Fungi; Ascomycota; Sordariomycetes; Magnaporthales; Pyriculariaceae
Exons: 3
Coding region: 1-831 (276 amino acids)
Biological process (GO): regulation of DNA-templated transcription
Cellular component (GO): nucleus; CCAAT-binding factor complex
Molecular function (GO): DNA-binding transcription activator activity, RNA polymerase II-specific; DNA binding; protein heterodimerization activity
Source: RefSeq, a predicted model, not a curated record
AUGGCUAUGAAUCCCCACGAUGCGACGCAAGCCCAGGCCCAAGGGCAAGCGCAAGAUGGAAGGCCACAAGUCAACUAUGAUCUAAGCAAAGGCGGCCACUAUGGCGCCAGUUCUCAGCUGGCGCAACAAGGCUAUGCCCCAGCAGAGCACUAUACAGGACCUUGGGCCAAUGUGCACCAAGGCCUCAAAGGCUCCUACAAGAACAUUUUGACCACCUACUGGCAACACACGAUUGACCACCUCGAAAAUGACACCCACGACUACAAGCUCCACCAGCUUCCGCUCGCCAGGAUCAAGAAGGUCAUGAAAGCGGAUCCCGAGGUGAAGAUGAUCUCGGCCGAGGCGCCCAUACUUUUCGCCAAGGGCUGCGACAUCUUUAUAACGGAGCUGACAAUGCGCGCCUGGAUCCACGCUGAAGAGAACAAGCGCCGCACCCUGCAGCGUUCCGACAUCGCAUCAGCCCUCUCAAUGUCGGACAUGUUCGACUUUCUCAUCGACAUCGUUCCGCGCGAGGAAGCUGCAGGGCACGCCAAGCGGGCAGCGGGCCAGGCUGGUGCUGCCAACGCGGCCGCCGGCCAGCCUCAGAUGGGAGGCAUGCCCGCACAGAACCACACGCAGCACAUGGGCGCCGAGUAUGGCCUCCCUGGUCACCCCAUGGGUGGAGAGGCCGACUACCGUCAAGCCCAGAACAUGUAUCCGGGCCAGGUCCCGCCAGGCGCUCCGAACGCGUACGGCCAGCCACAGCAACCCAUGUACGAGGUGGAUCCGAACAUGUAUUCAAGCUAUACGAUGCAGCCUCCCCAAGUAAGCACUCCCCCAUCCAAUGCCUAA